AUGUCGGUCGCAGGAGAUCGUCGCGAGAUUGUUGUUAUUGGUGGUGGCAUCAUUGGAUGUUGCUCCGCAUACUAUCUUACCAGACACCCCUCUUUUGACCCAUCUCGCCAUAAGAUCACACUUCUCGAAGCCUCUGAAAUUGCAGGCGGGGCAUCAGGCAAGGCGGGCGGACUUCUUGCGCAAUGGGCUUAUCCGAGCAAUAUCGUGGAUUUGAGCUUUGCACUACAUGCGGAACUUGCCAAAGAACACGAUGGGAAGAACCGUUGGGGAUACAGAGAGACGAAUUGUGGUCAGGUCGUUGUCAAAGGUCGUGCCAUGACUGAAAAGACCGAGAAGAAAGAGGGUGGAGAAUCGCUGCAGAAGCGCAGCACAGCUGCGACUUCGAAGCUGAAGUCUGCUAAGAUCCCACAGGAUCUGGAUUGGAUUCAGCCUGACCUUAUGCGAGCCUACGAGAGCAUGAGCGGGCCCGGAGAAACCGCCCAAGUCCACCCUUAUCUUUUCACUUCGUCGAUGGCCCAGCUGGCUCAAGAAAAGGGCGCCGAGAUCAUUCUCGGUCAUGUCACAGGUAUUUCUCGUCCUAAUGGCCGGGUUGAGUCCGUUACAUACACCGACAAAGAAUCUGGAGAAUCGCGCACGAUUCCGACUACCGAUGUGAUCGUUGCCGCUGGUCCUUGGACGCAGGCUGUCCUUCCUGAGGCUCCCAUUUCAGGAAUGCGUGCACACAGCGUCGUCAUCAAACCAACUAGGCCAGUCAGCGCUUAUGCUCUGUUCACGAACAUCGAGAUUCCGGCCAAUUUCGACCCGGCGAAGAAGUCACGGCCAACUGUGGCCGCGCCGGAGAUCUAUGCUCGGCCAGAUGACACUAUAUAUGCAUGUGGUGAAGGAGACAAAGAAGUCCCGCUGCCCAAGACAUCUGCUGAAGUUGAGGUGGAUCCUGAGCGCAUCCAGGAUAUCAUUGAUCAGGUGGGCAGUGUCUCGGAUGAACUGCGUGAUGGCCAAAUUACCGCCCGUCAGGCCUGCUACCUUCCCAACUGCACUGGACCCGGAGGACCCCUCAUCGGUCUGACUCACGAUAAAGGGCUCUAUCUCGCUUCUGGCCACACCUGCUGGGGCAUUCAAAACGGUCCGGGAACCGGAAAGGUCAUGAGCGAGUUCGUAUUUGAUGGCCAGGCAAAGAGUGCGAAGAUAGGAUCCCUCGAUCCCCGUAACCAGCUCAUGAUGCAUCAGCUCAGGAUCUCCGUUCUUAUCACAUCGCUGCUCUAUGCGAUUGGGGUCAUUGCAAGCCAAGAUCCCAACGAUGUAUCCAUCUUGAUCAAAGAGGCCGCGCGCGCCAACAACGAGUCGCUGCUAUGGGGUCCCUACAAGCCCAAUCUCUACUUCGGUGUUCGUCCUCGUAUCGCCAACAGCUUGGCUGCUGGCUUGAUGUGGGGCAAGGUCGAUGAUUAUGCGACCGCGCAGCAGAACUUUAGGCACACCUGCGAACAGAAUGAAGGUAUGGCCGGGUAUGGCUGGGACGAAUACGAUGUUCGAAAGGGUGGAAGGCAGACUAUCCACGAUGCCGGAAACACACUUGACCUUACGAUUGAUUUCGUCAAGGUGCCUGGCGGCCAGCAUGGUGGAAGCUGGGGAUUCCGUGUGAAGGGUACCCCUCGUGAAGAUGGUACCCCUGACCAGCCGAUCUCGAUGGUCUUCUAUACAACUCUCGAGGGAUUGGGCCAGUUGGGUGUUGACCCUAACACCGUGUCCGAAGACUCGCCCCUCGAAGGAGAUGUCAGAUUCACAGGCUACACAUCUGAGCUCGGGGAUUUCUCCAUUGAUGUCACCGACGGCCCGGACAGCAACGAGUACUACACGCACGAUCACCACAGUCAUGAUGACAAGCCACUGGGUCACGGUAUCGUGUCUAGUGGCAUGAUGCCACAGGAGCAGCUUUGGCAGGCAAAGGGCAUUUUGUUCUCCCAGAUGAAGACUGAGGUUGAGGAAAUCAUUAAGGAAGUCGGUACUGAGAACCCGCCGCCCCCUGCACAGCUGUUCACACUUAAGCAUGCUCCCGGCGGUGGCAAUGUUCACCUUGUUCAGAAAGUCUUUACAGGUGCUUUUGAAUUCGAUGUCCUGUUUUCCUCUGGCUCGGCACCCGAGCUGGUGACGUCGGAGAAACUGACCAAGCAGCUGGAGGCCUCGACACUCUCUUUCUCUGAGCGUUUCAACCAGGUUCUAGCGCCCCAGGCUCCGUUUGAUUCCGCCAAGUACCUGAAGUUCUCGAAGGCCAUGCUAUCUAACCUCAUUGGUGGCAUUGGUUACUUCCAUGGUGACGAUGUUAUUGACCGGUCCGCCCAUCCUGCAUAUGAAGAGGAUAACGAAGGGUUCUGGGAAGAAACGGCCGAGGCUCGCGCUGCGGCGAAGCCCGUUAUUGGGUCUCCUAAAGAUCUUUUCACCUGUGUUCCUUCGCGCCCAUUCUUCCCCCGAGGUUUCCUCUGGGAUGAGGGGUUCCACCUGAUGCCCGUCAUGGAGUAUGACUCUGAUCUUGCUCUCGAAAUUAUUAAGAGCUGGUUCCACUUGAUGGACGAAGAUGGCUGGAUCGCUCGUGAGCAAAUCCUCGGAAUGGAAGCUCGCAGCAAGGUCCCUCCCGAGUUCACCGUCCAGUACCCGCACUACGCCAACCCGCCUACCUUGUUCAUGGCAUUGGAAGCCUUCAUGGACAAGGCUAAGAGCAACAAGAGUACUCAAUUCGAAUCCCUCGACAGCCAAGAUGUGGCCGAGAGUCUUCGCUCUGCUACCCUGCGUAAUCCUGAACUCUCCGACGCCUAUCUCCGUUCAUUCUACCCGCUCAUGAAAAGACACUACUUCUGGUACCGCAACACCCAGCGUGGAGAUAUCAAGUCCUACGACCGCGAAGCAUUUUCUACCAAGGAAGGCUACCGCUGGCGUGGUCGCUCUGUCCAGCACAUUCUGACUUCCGGUAUUGACGACUACCCUCGAGCCCAGCCUCCGCACCCCGGUGAACUGCAUGUCGAUCUCAUUAGCUGGAUGGGUAUGAUGAGCCGCACCAUGCGUCGUAUUGCGCAGUACCUAGGUGAGGAAGAGGACAUGGAGGAGUUCGCAUACUAUGAGACUGCCAUUACUCGCAACAUCGAUGAUCUCCACUGGAGCGAGAAAGAGCAAACUUUCUGCGACGCUACCAUUGAUGCGUUCGAGGAAAGCGUGCAUGUUUGCCACAAGGGCUACAUCUCCCUCUUCCCCUUCCUGACCGGCAUGCUUGGACCCGAUAGCCCCCAUCUCAAGCCCGUUCUGGAUUUGAUCAAUGACCCUGAGGAGCUGUGGUCUGACUACGGUAUCCGUAGCUUGAGCAAGAAGGAUGAAUUCUACGGUACCGAUGAGAACUACUGGCGUAGCCCCGUUUGGAUGAAUAUCAACUACUUGGUGCUGAAGAAUCUUUAUGACAUUGCCGUCGUUCCCGGUUCUCACCAGGAGCAAGCUCGUGAAAUGUACUCCAAGCUUCGUAAGAACUUGGUCGAGAAUGUCUACAGGGAAUGGAAGAAGACUGGCUUCGCUUGGGAGCAGUACAACCCUGAUACCGGCAACGGACAGCGCACGCAGCACUUUACCGGCUGGACCAGUAUGGUGGUGAACAUGAUGUCGAUGCCCGAUCUUGCUGAGGGUGCUAGCACCGGUCAUGACGAGCUAUAG
This is a messenger RNA of Penicillium atrosanguineum, 3687 nucleotides long. It is a transcript of the gene cwh41, whose product is annotated as mannosyl-oligosaccharide glucosidase. Lineage: Eukaryota; Fungi; Ascomycota; Eurotiomycetes; Eurotiales; Aspergillaceae. The record is from RefSeq and is a predicted model, not a curated record. Gene Ontology annotation, biological process: oligosaccharide metabolic process; protein N-linked glycosylation. Gene Ontology annotation, molecular function: oxidoreductase activity; Glc3Man9GlcNAc2 oligosaccharide glucosidase activity. Gene Ontology annotation, cellular component: endoplasmic reticulum membrane. Bases 1 to 3687 code for a protein of 1228 amino acids. The transcript is spliced from 6 exons.